Messenger RNA from Ochotona princeps (American pika), 1897 nucleotides. It is a transcript of the gene TRIM26, whose product is annotated as tripartite motif containing 26. Lineage: Eukaryota; Metazoa; Chordata; Mammalia; Lagomorpha; Ochotonidae. Gene Ontology annotation, molecular function: zinc ion binding; protein binding. The transcript is spliced from 8 exons. The record is from RefSeq and is a predicted model, not a curated record. The coding region runs from base 200 to 1819 and encodes 539 amino acids.
CUCGGUGGAGGGCCUGGAAGAGCCGGGAGAUUACGGGGCGGGGACGCUGUGUCGCGCUUGGCGGCUCGUGGGGCAGCCGGGACCUCGGACGUGCGGGCGCGGGAGGGAGGCGACCCCCGGCCCCGGAUUGGCGACCCGGAGCUCGGGACUGGGGAAGAAAUCUCCGGCAGGACAGAGACCCCUCUGAGCUGAGGGCGCCAUGGCUACAUCAGCCCCACUGCGGAGCCUGGAAGAAGAGGUGACCUGCUCCAUCUGCCUUGAUUACCUGCGGGACCCCGUGACCAUAGACUGUGGCCACGUCUUCUGUCGCAACUGCACCACUGAUGUCCGCCCUAAUUCUGGGGGCCGCCCUGUCUGCCCACUCUGCAAAAAGCCCUUUAAGAAGGAGAACAUCCGGCCUGUGUGGCAGCUGGCAAGCCUGGUGGAGAACAUCGAGCGGCUGAAGGUGGACAAGGGCCGGCAGCCAGGAGAGGGAGCCCAGGAGCAGCAGGACACAAGGUUGUGUGAGCGGCACCAGGAGAAGCUGCACUACUACUGUGAGGACGACGGCAAGCUGCUGUGUGUGAUGUGCCGCGAGUCCCGGGAGCACCGGCCCCACACGGCUGUCCUCGUGGAGAAGGCCGCCCUGCCCCACAGGGAGAAAAUCCUGAACCACCUGAGUACCCUAAGGAGAGACAGAGACAAAAUUCAGGGAUUUCAGGCCAAGGGAGAAGCUGACAUCCUGGCUGCGUUGAAGAAGCUGCAGGACCAGAGACAGUACAUCGUGACAGCAUUUAAGCAGGGCCAGCAGUUUCUGAAGGAGCGGGAGCAGCACCUGCUGGACCAGCUGACGAAGCUAGAGCAGGAGCUCCUGGACGGCCGGGAGAAGUACAAGACCCGGGGCGUCGGAGAGCUCACGCGGCUGGCGCUGGUCAUCUCAGAGCUGGAAGGCAAGGCACGGCAGCCAGCGGCAGAGCUCAUGCUGGACACCAGAGACUUCCUGAACAGGUAUCCACGGAAGAAGUUCUGGAUCGGGAAACCCAUUGCUAGGGUGGUUAAGAAGAGGACUGGCGAAUUCUCAGAUAAGCUCCAAUCUCUGCAGCGAGGCCUGAGAGAAUUCCAGGGGAAACUGCUGAGAGACUUGGAGUAUAAGACAGUGAGUGUCACCCUGGAUCCACAGUCGGCUAGUGGGUACCUGCAGUUGUCAGAGGACUGGAAGUGUGUGACCUACAGCAGCCUGUACCAGGGUGCCUACCUGCAUCCGCAGCAGUUUGACUGUGAGCCCGGGGUGCUCGGCAGCAAGGGCUUCACUUGGGGCAAGGUUUACUGGGAAGUGGAGGUGGAGAGAGAGGGCUGGUCUGAGGAAGAAGAGGAGGGUGACGAGGAAGAAGAAGGAGAAGAGGAAGAGGAGGAAGAGGAGGCUGGCUAUGGGGAUGGUUAUGAUGACUGGGAAACCGAUGAGGACGAAGAAUCCCUGGGAGAAGAAGAAGAGGAGGAGGAGGAUGACGAUGAGGAAGUUCUGGAGAGCUGCAUGGUGGGAGUGGCCAGAGACUCUGUGAAGAGAAAGGGAGACCUCUCGCUGCGCCCGGAGGACGGGGUGUGGGCCCUGCGCCUCUCCUCCUCGGGCAUCUGGGCCAACACAAGCCCCGAGGCUGAGCUGUUCCCCGCACUGCGACCCCGAAGAGUGGGCAUUGCCUUGGAUUAUGAAGGGGGCACCGUGACUUUCACCAAUGCUGAGUCACAGGAACUCAUCUAUACCUUUACUGCCACCUUCACCCGCCGCCUGGUCCCUUUCCUGUGGCUCAAGUGGCCAGGAACACGCCUGCUUCUGAGACCUUGAGUCCUGAGGCCUGCCUGGCCCUGACUGCGUCCAUAGCUGCUUCACUUCUCUGAGAUUCCUGAACUCUGACUGGGGGGA